Molecule: messenger RNA, 2355 nt
Organism: Drosophila santomea
Lineage: Eukaryota; Metazoa; Arthropoda; Insecta; Diptera; Drosophilidae
Exons: 3
Coding region: 1-849 (282 amino acids)
Source: RefSeq, a predicted model, not a curated record
AUGGUUGUUGUUGUUGUCGCUGCCGACGUCGUUGAAAGCAACAGUAGCAUUAGCGGGGUCGACAACAGCACUGGUACCGCUGUGUCUCCAUCAUUUGUUGGUGCUACACAAGACACGGUGGUUAAUAACAAUUAUACUGAUAGGGACAACACAACAACAAGAGCUGGACAGACGGCGCUAGAUGACAGUGUUUCUUGUCUGCCGCAUUCAAGGGAUACUCAAAAGAACCUAAUUCAUAAGACGUUAAAAAUCAACCCAAGUGCGGGCGACAUUAAUAACAUCACAAACAACAACAUGACGGAUGCGGCCAAAGGAACAACAACAACGGAAUCGUCGGGGUCAAUAGAGGCCAUUCCCACCAAAAGUGCCGUCAGCCAGCGAAACGUGGAUAUCAAGAUAGGAAGGACCACUAACAUGGAGGCGGCCACCCAACAGUUAACCAAGAAGGUGCUCAAACUAGAUCUUGGCGGCAAGAACCUCGACGAAUACUCACUUAAAUCGCCCAAGUCACCGAUAGCUGCACGGUUGCCGCAUCAAACGUCGAUAACGUCAUCGGUGGAUGUAGAAGACAGGAAGACAUUACGAGAGGCCUUAUACCAGGGUAUAUUUCAUCGGCACCGCCGUACUAUUUUUGCCGUGGGCAGUUUUCUGCGUAUGCUGCGCAGCCGUAACUCACAAUACAAUACAAUACGCAGCUCUUCGGAAGGCGAGGACAUCGAUGAGCAGCCGAAGCAUCAUCCGCAGGAGUUGGAACAGUCGCUAGAGAACCUCCAGCCGCCUGGCCAAGAAGUAACGACCAUAUACGCAACAUCGUCAUCUGGACAACAGGGACAAUCGGAUUCGCUUUAGAUGUCCCAGUUGCUUGAGUUGAAGUUUCGAUUUAAUUAUUAGCUCAUUCGACAUCCGCGUAUGAAUCACUGCUUAUUAACAAAUAUUUUUAAACAUCGUGCAACAAUGAGACUAACCACCCGUUGUGCUAGCAUGUAGUGAGCCAUAUUAGUUCCGUAUUUAGUAUUAUUGUUGACGGACUGAGGCCAGACUUCAUCAUCUUCAGGACACAGAGAUGAAAACAAACCUUUUUGAGACUUUGCAGCUUAUCUCGUUCAUUAUUUUACCAGAUUUUUAUAUUUCACGUUCUACUUUUAAUUUACUUCAAACCAACUUAAUUGUAUUGAGUUUGCAUUGCUUCAGAGCCCAGCACUACACUUCAGCUACAAACAAUUAUAAGUUACGAACAUUCCAUUCGUCUGCUUUAAAAGAAAUUCUAUAAUUAAUUUGAAAUGUACACUUAUAACAUUAAUUUUUUUAUGAUACACAUGUAAUUAUCCAUUUGUAAUACUUUGUCUUUUACAUUUUUAACUGAUAAAGUGAAAUAAGUACAUUUCUUAGCAUUUGGUAAAUAUUAAUAGAAAUUAUUUUUGUUCAUCUCAACUACACUCGUUACUCUUAGAAUAAAAGGUUAUAAUAGAUUCAGAGCUAGGGUGCUGGAACCUAACAAGAAAAAUCUGGAAAUCACGCUCACAUCUACAUGUCUACAUGUUUCUUUAAAUACAAAUUUAAAAUUAUUUUAUUUUUUAACACCAAUCAAUAUGAUAAUCUUUUAAAAAAUUACUGUUUGAAGAGCAUAGCAAGAACUUAAUUACUCGUAGAUAACUACACAUGUCGAUAGGUCUCCCGGCACUAUCUACAUCUUUAUAUCUUCAGCCACACCUAUCACACCCGUUACUCAUAUUGUAAAUGGGAAAUGGGGAAUUAUAAUUAUAAAACGUAUGUAACAGCACUUUUACAUACGCUUCGGCUUGCCGAAGCUAGAUUUCCUUGACUUUAUAAGAUGUUGAUUCAAAUGAACCAAAUCUUGGUUAUUAAUACUGUAAAAUGGUGAGGCGCAAAGUGCCAAUCAAUAUGAUAAUCUUUUAAAAAAUUACUGUUUGAAGAGCAUAGCAAGAACUUAAUUACUCGUAGAUAACUACACAUGUCGAUAGGUCUCCCGGCACUAUCUACAUCUUUAUAUCUUCAGCCACACCUAUCACACCCGUUACUCAUAUUGUAAAUGGGAAAUGGGGAAUUAUAAUUAUAAAUCGUAUGUAACAGCACUUUUACAUACGCUUCGGCUUGCCGAAGCUAGAUUUCCUUGACUUUAUAAGAUGUUGAUUCAAUUGAACCAAAUCUUGGUUAUUAAUACAGUAAAAUGGUGAGGCGCAAAGUGCUGGGCAGCGAAAAAGUCAUAAGAUAGUCGACUAUCCUAGCAUGUAAUUAUGUAUAAUGUUUUUUUGUUUGUUUUGAUUUUUCAUCGCAAUGGGAACAAAACUUAUAAAGCCGCAUUAGAAAAAAUGUUUUUAAACAAUGAGCAUAAUG